This is a messenger RNA of Klebsormidium nitens, 2900 nucleotides long. NCBI's taxonomy places the organism in Eukaryota, Viridiplantae, Streptophyta, Klebsormidiophyceae, Klebsormidiales, Klebsormidiaceae. The record is from the annotation of a GenBank genome assembly.
GAUUCCUGUCGCAGUCAGAGCGGCUCCCACUUCCUCGGACUCGUGCAGUGGCGAAUCUUCAAAUCUCUGCUCGACAAACGAAUGCAGGGCGCACCACGUCAAAUGAAUGAUGUAGGUAGGGUAGCUGUAGCAGCGUCACAUGGCCGCCAAUUCUCUUUGACGUUAUGCCAAUGGUGCUCACCUUGGACUUGGUGAUGAGUCCAAACUGCAGCUGAAAGGGACAUCGUGAUUGCUGUCCAGAAAGGCGAUUGUAGAGAGAGAGUCGAAAGCACCUCUUGUUGCAUCAAGGUUGGUCAAUGCCUGGAGGGUUUCUAUGGUUGGUCCUCACUUUGUGAGCUCUGUUGUGUGUGGUUGGUUUGGCAUCGCGGCCACGUUUCGAUCUUGGAGCUCUUGCCGUCCUGUUUUCUGAAUCUUAGUCGAUGUGCGCUCUAUAAACAUGAAGCCUGCUGAGGAGCUUGCAUUGCUCUAAGUAGGAUGAACGGGGGCCUUGAGAGGAUGUCGCCUUCUGCUCUUCUGUCGAGCUUCAGCCCCUGGUAUCACAAGCUGACUCCGGUGCCAGAGGACAGCCACGUGGAUUUCUCUGAUGAUGAGCAACCUAAGGUUGUCAGGCAGCCCUUCAAAGGGCUCAUCAUCUGCGCCACGGGGGUCCCUAAAGAUGUUCGCAAGCAGAUGCGGGAUGUCACGGAGCGGCUGGGAGGGGCGUACAGUCCUGAUCUGCAUCGAGGCUGCACACACUUGGUCGUUCAGGGCACCAGCGGCCAAAAAUUUCGGCACGCAAUCAAGCACGGCGAGAAGUGGGGCCUUAGAGUGGUCACAAUGAGGUGGUUCCUGGUAUCUCUACAGUUGAACGUUCGGAUGGAUGAAAAUCCAUACAAGGUCAUAGUUACGGACUUUGCGAUAGAGGACAGCGAAACGCCCAAGACACCCCCAACUGACGACUGCACAGACAAGGUCCUCCAACCGCGACCAGAAAACUGCUCGACCGCAGGGGAUGUUAGCAUAGACAAGGGCGCCCGAGCCGUCCCUCAUGUACAGGAGCCGCUUGAAGACUCCAGCACGCACAGCGAUCUUAACCUGGCAUUAGCGCUAGUUCCUCGCCCCCCCUCGCUCGAGCUCGUCACCAUCAAUGGAGAAUCGGCCAUCGCUGAGGUUAAGGUGGAGGAAGUGAAGCUCUCAGAGGACCUCUUCAAGGGCUACUGCUUCUUCAUCGACCCCGAGAUCUCGUCCAAGUUGCUAGAGCAGCUGCGCGCUAGCAUAGACACCGCCGGGGGCACUGUUUGCCCCCAGUGGUUCAUUGGCUGCAAGGCAACGCACCUAGUCUGCGAGGGCAGCACGCUUAGAAAGUACGUGGGGCGGGCGGCAAAUGUCGUGACUCCCCUUUGGGUGCUACGCUCGGUGGAGCGGGGCUCGCUUCUGAAGUCGGUCCAGUUCUCGGUUGACAUGGGGCGCCAUUUGGCAACACUGUUAGGAGAAAACGAUGAUGGGCCAGGGAGACCUGCCACACGAGGCUCGGUUCAGCAGGGAGAUAGCCAGCCCUCUCCCAGCACCAGCGGUGCCCGGCAGCCGGGCGCCUCCCCGUCUCCUGCCGCUGUGGUCUCGGCGAUGGCGGCUGAGAGGCGCCGGCGGAGGGAGCAAGAGGUGCAGGAGAUGAAGGCAGAGAUCCGGCAAAGACGAUCAAAACGGCCUGGGGGCAAUGCAACCGGCCCCAAGUCCCUCUCCCCCCUCCAGCUUCUCGAGAGCGUCUGCUGGCGCGUCACCGACAGCCCCGUCACUGCGCGGGUCUACUGCGAUACUGACCGGGAGUCUUCCCCGGGGGCACAUUCACACCACGGGCAGCAGCCUAACGGAAACCGGGAGCUUUCUCCUGGGGCGCACGCAAACUACGAGCUGCAGCCCAACAUCGGUUGGCACAGCCCGAACGAGCAAACCGUCGCUCAGUGGGGGGAGGGGGAGCCUCAGGCCGAUUGGAACGUUCAAGGGGCUUUGGUGGUGUCUCCAAACGGGCUGUCUAAUCUACGGCAAGGCGCAGGGAGCGAAACUAGGUUGCGGGGCAUGAAAGAAAGCGAGCGCGCAGAGGUGGUGUUCCGGGGCCCUUUCCUGACGCUACUCUUCCCGGUGGAUCGCUUUGGAGAAUUGGGCCCGCGCUCACGCGGCUUCUUCAGCGAGAAAGGGUUCACGCGACAGCAGCUUCUGGAGCGCGUUCACACCUUCUACCAGGAGGGCAUGUCGGACGAAGAAGUCUCACUGGCGUUGCACACCGACUCGAAGCACGCCGACCGGCUGCGCGCCCUUUACGUGGCUCAGCCAAUGGACGACCGACAGCUGGCACGGCCCCUCAUGGUGAGAGGGGAGUUCCUUGGCAGUCGGCAGAACUUCGAAGGCCUGCAGAGGACCAGCCACAAUGCAAGUGGGCAAACGUACGAAGUGAUCCUGAGCGCAUGAUGGCGCUCGAGUUCAACGGCCACGAGGCUUUCUGGAGGAGGAAGCACGGAACUAAAAUGGCUGGAGGGCUUUCCGAAGAGGGAAGGGGCCGGUAACAACCGCUUUACUGAAUUGAUAAUUGACCGUUGUUAAUUAGACACUUGCUUAGCUUGUUGGUUGGCAGUCGAAACAGAAACGAGUCAUGUUAAACCUUAUGUCUUAAGUUAUGUGAACGCGUACAGAGGACGAGCCUAACCGCCACCCUUGAGGUGCCACACGAACUUACCCCGUGUAGCCCAGAAGAAUAAGUACGCCCCAAUAAGGGAGACAGUCAAUUGGUCACAGUUGCAACCUUAAUUUGUGGUAAGUUGUCUUCAUAAACAGUUCAAAUCAUUGAUGUUUUAGGGUCCUCUCGAGGUUCUAACGAAUAACUUCUUUGAUAUUAAUUCCUCAACGCAGAGUCCACCGGUCAAACCCGU